Molecule: messenger RNA, 1620 nt
Organism: Sorghum bicolor (sorghum)
Lineage: Eukaryota; Viridiplantae; Streptophyta; Magnoliopsida; Poales; Poaceae
Product: senescence/dehydration-associated protein At4g35985, chloroplastic-like
Exons: 5
Coding region: 263-1399 (378 amino acids)
Cellular component (GO): plasma membrane
Source: RefSeq, a predicted model, not a curated record
CAUUGUCAUCCUUUGGUGAUGUGAAGCGAAUGUAUUAGCCGCGAAGGAUGGAAUAAAGGCACUCGCCGCAAAGGAGAAUGAGAAAGCAUGGCCUAGCUUGUUGCAAUGGAAUUAUUCGAAUUUUCCAGUCCGAUAUAGGAUACCUACAUAUACAUGUUUCUGGCAGACCUUCAUAGUCGAAAAUAACACUUGUUGUCAUCAGUCAUCCUGAUCUCAGCUAUCUGAAUCACUCGUCGGCUCGUGGAGUUCAGCGUUCAGUAGCAUGGGCUGCUGUGGCGCCAUGUCCGCCAGGCCGCGGGGCAUCCACGAGGAGACGCUGCUGCGCGUCCCGGGCGCGUCCGUGCACCUCAUGGCGGGCUCCGACGGCCCCGUCGAGCUCGCGCGCGGGGACCUCGCCGUCGUCAGGCUCACCAAGGACGACGUGGCCGUGGCCACCGCGGUGCGCGUCGGCAAGGACCUGGGCUGGCCGCUCGCGCGGGACGAGCCCGUCGUCAAGCUCGACCGCCUGCACUACCUCUUCACGCUGCCCGACAAGGACGGGACGUUCCUCAACUACGGCGUCUCCUUCAACGCCGACGCCGCCGACGACUCCGCGCUGGCGUCGCUCGACGGCUUGCUCCGCUCCAGCGCAUGCUUCUCCGCACCUUCGUACCCGGUGGUUCCGUCCAAGAGCUCCAGGCGGCCGCCGCCGCCGCCGCAGCAGCAGCAGCAGCCGGUUGCGUCGGACGGGUACUGGAACGAGUUCGCGCCGAGGAUGGAAGGCUACAACGGCGUGCUUGCCAAGGCCAUCGCCGCGGGCACCGGCCAGCUCGUCAAGGGCAUCUUCAUGUGCAGCGAGGCCUACGCCAGCCAGGUUCAGAGAGGAGCCGAUCUGUUUCGUCCUCAGGCUGGCGGCAGCGCGCGGAGCCGAUUCGGCGACGCUGGUGGCGCCGACAGGAGCAGCCAGGCGAGCACCAAGCGUGGAGCAGUCAACAAGAGUCUCAAGAGGGUCAGGAAGCUGUCGGAGAUGACCGAGAAGAUGAGCCAGUCGCUGCUCGAUACGGUCAUCUCGGUGACCGGCUCCAUGGCGGCACCGCUGAUCCGCUCCAAGCAAGGGAGAGCAUUCCUCGCCAGCGUACCCGGCGAGGUCGUCCUGGCAUCUCUUGAUGCCAUCAACAAAGUAAUGGAUGCGGUAGAGGCUGCUGAGAAGAAGUCGCUUGCUGCAACUUCAAAUGUCGUCGCCGGCGCAGUUUCAAGGAGGUACGGCGAGAGCGCAGGGGAGGCAACCGAAGACGCGUUCGCGACGGCCGGCCACGCCGUGGGAACGGCGUGGAACCUCUUCAAGAUCCGCAAGGCCGUCACACCGUCGUCCUCCAUGCCCGGGAACAUGGUCAAGAGCGCCAUUAGGAACAGGAACUGACGUCGACACUAGACAGUUGUUCAUUGUGCUGCUCUGGAUGUACAUGUACCCACAAUGACUAGAAAGUUGUUCGACGUGCUCCUGGAUGAUCAUGAACCGACAAUGACUGACAGUUGUUCAUUGUGCUUCUCUGGAUGAUGAUCAUGUACCCACAAUGACAUGUAACUAUCAUGUUCACACCAUCGACAUGGGCUGUGACAAAUACUUGUUCCAAAUGAUAA